AUUGCAGGGAGUGGUCAUUCAGUUUAUGUUUUUCGACCACAUAUGUGGUCUCUUGAUUCUUACUUUCGACCUUCACGGUCUCGACUCACGGUUUUCGACCUCCACGAUCUCGACUCUCGAUAUUCGACCUCCGCGGUCUCGACUCUCAGUUUUCGACCUCCACGGUCUCGACACUCGGUUUUUGACCGCCACGGUCUCGACGCUCUAUUUUCGACCUCCACGGUCUCGACGCUCGGUUUUCAACCUCCACGGUCUCGACGCUCGAUUUUCGACCUCCAAGGUCUCGACACUCGGUUUUCGACCUCCACGGUCUCGACGCUCCGUUUUCGACCUCCACGGUCUCGACGCUCGGUUUUCGACCUCCACGGUCUCGACGCUCGAUUUUCGACCUCCAAGGUCUCGACGCUCGAUUUUCGACCUCCACGGUCUCGACACUCGGUUUUCGACCUCCAUGGUCUCGACACUCAGUUUUCGACCUCCACGGUCUCGACGCUCGGUUUUCGACCUCCACCGGCUCGACGCUCGGUUUUCGACCUCCACGGUCUCGACACUCGGUUUUCGACCUCCACGGUCUCGACACUCGGUUUUCGACCUCCACGGUCUCGACGCUCGGUUUUCGAUCUCAGUGGACGUUUGACUUCUGGUGUUCGACUUCAGUGGCAAGUCAUUAGGUUCUUUCCCUUAUUGACAAAUCUUUCGAUUUUCGACCCCGACAUCAGAUCAUUCAAUUUUCGACCUUCGUGGUCUUUCGGUUUUCGAUCUCGAGAUCUCAAAGCUCAUUUGGAGGAUAUUUCAGUGGUUAUUCAAUGGUCAUUUAACUUUCUAUGCUCGAUCUUAGUGGCAAGUGGAAGAAAGCGGCUCGAAGAGGCAUUUCACUCUUGGAUCGAGUUAUGCUUACUCGACCAGACAUUGAUUAUUGUUUUGAAAAUGAGUACGCCUCAAAUAUUAUUUUUGAAAAUAAAUUUCAAAAAUUUAUUCCGAAUUUUGGCAAAUAAAAGUGGGGCGCUACAGCAUGUGCGAGCUGUGAAGCGCAAAAGGGAGGAGGUUGGGAUAACUGGUCGAAUGCCAGUGAUCAGGUUUCGAGCAGAAGAUGCGGAGGGGAUCUUGCUACCCCACAAUGACGCACUGCUCAUCACGACAGAGGUAGCAGGUUUCGACGUAAAAAGGGUGUUCAUCGACACUGGGAGCUCG
This is a messenger RNA of Striga hermonthica, 1191 nucleotides long. NCBI's taxonomy places the organism in Eukaryota, Viridiplantae, Streptophyta, Magnoliopsida, Lamiales, Orobanchaceae. The record is from the annotation of a GenBank genome assembly.